Rhodamnia argentea is the source of this 1866-nucleotide messenger RNA. RefSeq names its product F-box/LRR-repeat protein 3-like. Bases 6 to 1793 code for a protein of 595 amino acids. Gene Ontology annotation, biological process: SCF-dependent proteasomal ubiquitin-dependent protein catabolic process. The transcript is spliced from 2 exons. Lineage: Eukaryota; Viridiplantae; Streptophyta; Magnoliopsida; Myrtales; Myrtaceae. Gene Ontology annotation, molecular function: protein binding. Gene Ontology annotation, cellular component: SCF ubiquitin ligase complex. The record is from RefSeq and is a predicted model, not a curated record.
AUUCCAUGGGACGCAACUCGGAACUUUUGACGAUGGCGGAACAACCGCCGUGGGAAGACCUGCCCUCGCUGUGCUGGGAGGCAGUCCUCCGUUCUUUGCGCUCCAAUGCAGACCUCCAGUCUUUCUCCUCCGUCUGCAAGCGAUUCCUUGACAUCUCCAACGCCUUCCGCACCUCCCUCUCCAUCCCCAACCGAUUGACCCCGUGCCUCGGCUCCCUCCUCUCGCGGCGCUUCACAUACAUCAAGUCCAUCGACCUCAGCUCCUUCCGUGGCAAUCCAUCCUCCGUCCUUCUCCAGAUCGCGCAGUUCCCAUUGCCCCUCGAGCACCUCGACCUCUCAAACCAGGAGUCCCUCCGCUUCGAUGGGUUGCGCGAGAUUGGGUCCAAGUUCGGGGCUUUGAGGGUCUUGGUGCUGUCCAAGAUUGGGCUUUUGGCGGACGACGAGUUGGUUUCAAUCGCGGACUACUUUCCCUUGCUCGAAGAGCUCGACAUUAGCUAUCCGAGGCUGAGCUGGGUCACGGAUGACUGUAUCUCAGUCCUGUCGCAGAAGCUGCAGAGACUGUCGCGAAUCGAUGUUUCAGGUAAUCUGUCUCUCUCUGAUCAGUCUCUUGUGGUUCUGUCAGUGAAUUGCCUGUGUCUGAGGGAAAUUGUGUUUAGGCUAUGUAGCUUAAUUACUGGGAGAGGUAUUGCUUCGUUGAUAAAAAGGAGACCUCACUUGGUCUCUUUGGCCCUAACUGGCAUGAAGAUGGACCGAAUUUUCUAUGAGGAGUUGGUGGAUUCGUUUGGUUACGCGGAGAGUCUGAGCAGUCUGGAUUUCUCGGGGCCAUUUAUCUGGGAUGGGUUGCUGAUGUCUGUGGCGGAGGCGAAUAUUCCGCUAGAGAGGCUCAAUCUUUCAGAUGCUUCGGGGUGGUUUUCGUUCAAUGGGAUUCGGAAGAUCAUGCUAAAGCACCGGGGCAUCAAGAUCUUAGAUUUGAAGAAAGUAGAUUUCCUCGCGGAUGGAAACAUGAGCGUGAUAUGUAGAGAUCUUCGCAGUCUGAACUCAGUUAACUUCACCCACUGCUUCAAUCUCACGACAACCACAUUGUAUAACCUCAUGAGACAUUGUCCCUUCCUAAAGCAAAUCAUUAUGGAAUGGACGAACCUAAGGAUGGAUGACGGUAAUGAAACAGAUAUGGUGGUGAAUUCUCAAGUGAGGUCUCUUAGCAUAGCAGGUAAUGUGAAUUUGACCGACGACUGCCUCAUGAAGAUCGGGGGUAUGUGCCCCAACUUGUGGUAUCUUGAUGUUGGCGUUUGUUUGAAGAUAACGGGAGACGGCAUUUCGGGUGUGCUGAAGAGCUGCCCUGAAAUCAAGCAUUUGGAGACGCAUUAUUUAGAAAACUUAGGGAAUCUAUGCAUCGACUUUGAACUCCCACAGUUAGAGUGCUUACAAGCAGAAGGCUUGAAACUCAGCGACAAGCAACUAGCGGCAUUUAUAAGCAGAUGUUGCCAUCUCAAGCGUCUCAACUUACAGGAGUGUGUGCAUCUGUCGACCAAAGGGGUAGAAAAGGUGGUGAAGAAUUGCAAGGCAUUGAGGGAGAUAAAUCUGAGGGGCUGCCAUAGGGUACGCGACGAUGUCCCAUUUCUAGAUUGGAUGGUGUCUGUGAGGCCAUCGUUGAGGAGAAUAGUCCCACCCCACAGAUUCGUUUCAUCCAAAAUCCAAGACUUCUUCUUGCAGCGUGGUUGUCUUGUCUGUCAUUAUUAUGAUUUUAAAAAGUUAGAAGCGAAGCCAAUUGAGCAACAAUGUAGUCUUUACUGAUUUUCUCUCUUGAAGAUCCUAGAAUGUUUACGCUUGGCUUAAUCAAAUUUGGUCGUAAAAUCUGUUUGCAUUC